This is a messenger RNA of Nematostella vectensis (starlet sea anemone), 1412 nucleotides long. RefSeq names its product paired mesoderm homeobox protein 2. The record is from RefSeq and is a predicted model, not a curated record. Bases 452 to 1117 code for a protein of 221 amino acids. Gene Ontology annotation, molecular function: RNA polymerase II transcription regulatory region sequence-specific DNA binding; DNA-binding transcription factor activity, RNA polymerase II-specific. NCBI's taxonomy places the organism in Eukaryota, Metazoa, Cnidaria, Anthozoa, Actiniaria, Edwardsiidae. Gene Ontology annotation, biological process: regulation of transcription by RNA polymerase II. The transcript has 4 exons.
UUAUAGCUUUCAAGACUCUAAUGAGCGUAGCAAAGCGAUUACGGGUUCUUUUGGUUUUACCCCGAUCUCACAGGAAUAGAGGGCUUAUCGCAUUCUCGUGCUCAAGGGUUCUUAACAAACUUGAUUUCAAUAAACAUUUUACAGGAUUUAGUGUGUUAUGUGUGCUAAACUCAACCAUUUGACACUCUAAGUUGUUAUUAACUCACUUGUGAUAAACAAACAAAUCGUUGACUGAGGGCCAUUUUUCACGAAUGUGAGCGAGUGUAUUGAUUCGUUGUGUAACGCGCUGUGAAGAGGUGUAUUCACGAUAAAGCGUGGAGGAAGUCGAUCUUACCUGCAAACACACCAAAGCCCAACUAGCUGACAGGACGCGUUCGACGCCAGUCCGCCAUAACCACCCCCACGAACAGUUAGUAAAAGACGUUACGUAUCAUAAAGAGGUUAACUAGGGAUGAGCUCCGACUUGCGAUCAUCGUCCUUCACGAUUGAUAACAUUCUGCGACCAGAUAGCCCCGAAGAGCCGCAGGAGCCGCGAUCAGCCGCGAGAGCACUCACCCUGGCUGAGAGACUAGCAGACAUCAUACUCGAGGUGCAUUAUGGUUCGUCACGUGCCAAGCACAGGCGCACGCGCACUGCGUUCACACAUCAGCAGCUUCAGAUCCUUGAGAGUACGUUCAGUAAAACACAUUACCCGGAUGUAGUGAUGAGGGAGCAACUCGCUGCUUAUAUCAACAUCCCCGAGUCCAGAAUACAGGUUUGGUUCAAAAACAGACGAGCAAAAUAUCGCAAGCAAGUUAAGGAUGGAGACGAGCCAGCGGUUUCCAGCAAACCUUACGAUAGCACGUACAUUCCCUUGGAUCCCACAUGGAUCGGCCGAGGCUACCCUACUCUUACUUCACCACACUACGCAAGCACUGCGCAUGCGCACAUGCACUUACCGUGGCCACUGUGUCCGUACAGCGGCUCUACCUCGUGCGCAUGCUUCGAUUCCCAGAUAGCUACUGCGCCUGCUCAACACUGGGCGAUACCGCAACUUUGCUCGCAGGCUUCUAAGACCCCUUCGCCUCCUUUAGAGAGCCCAAAUCAUGUAAAAGCUUCUAGGGACUUAGAGCAAUAGAUUAAAGGACAAUUGAAAAAAAAAGUAAUCUCAAAAAACCUCUUCUAAUCCCUUAAUUAUGAGUAACCUCUGUGAGGGAGUAGAUCUAUGUCGUCAUGGCAACUGGGCAUUAUUGUAGGAGAAUGUACAGACUAUCAUAAGAUUCCUUACGACGGGAUUCACACCUCUUGGACGUGAAACAAACUAUUGUAAAUAUGUGAAUAGAUUUCUUGUCAUAGGGUAAUUUUCAUUCGCCUCACUAGCAUUUUGCUUAUAGUAUUGUAAAGCGUAUCAAUAAAAUAAUGCACAACUCUAA